UCUCAGCAGCCCUCUUCCUCUCCAGAAUCUAUUCAUCACUCUGUGGCCAGAGGUGUUUAAAAUGCAAAGCAGAUCACGUCAUUCCCUUGACUGAAUCCCGUCAAAGCCUUCCCAUCCCGUUUCAUACGCUGUCGGAACUCAUCGCCCUGGCCCGUCGUGCCCUUUUCUCGGGCUUCAUCGCUACCACCAACUCCUUAGUUCUCGCUGCUUCACCCUCACUGACAGCUGCCGUGGCUUUCCCUAAAAUAUUGUUGAGCGACGCAGAGAUGGAGAAGGAUGAUGGGAGAAAUAACUGAGCGAUGGAAAACUGAAGGCAGCCCCCAGGCGGCCGCCCUUGCAGACCGCACCCUCCCUGCACGCUAAGAACCACGCCGGAACCCGUGGGCGGCAGCCGCGGUUUCCCUUCAAGAGCCGGGACUCUUGAGCGAGCACACAGGAAAGGCCGGGCUGCGAGCGGGACCCGCCGUGAAACGCCCUGAGAGAAGAUGACUGUGUUCUUUAAAACACUUCGGAAUCACUGGAAGAAAACGACAGCUGGGGUCUGCCUGCUGACCUGGGGAGGCCACUGGCUCUACGGGAAACACUGUGAUAACCUGCUAAGGAGAGCAGCCUGUCAAGAAGCUCAGGUGUUUGGCAAUCAACUCAUUCCUCCCAAUGCACAAGUGAAGAAGGCAACCGUCUUUCUCAACCCCGCUGCUUGCAAAGGCAAAGCCAGGACUCUAUUUGAAAAAAAUGCUGCCCCGAUUUUACACUUAUCUGGCAUGGAUGUGACUGUUGUUAAGACAGACUAUGAGGGCCAAGCCAAGAAACUCCUGGAACUGUUGGAAAACACAGAUGUGAUCAUUGUUGCUGGAGGAGAUGGGACAUUGCAAGAGGUUAUUACUGGAGUUCUUCGAAGAGCAGAUGAGGCAACCUUCAGUAAGAUUCCCAUUGGAUUUAUCCCACUGGGCCAGACCAGUACUUUGAGUCAGACACUCUUUGCCGAAAGUGGAAACAAAGUCCAACAUAUUAUAGAUGCUACACUUGCCAUUGUGAAAGGAGAGACAGUUCCACUGGAUGUCUUACAGAUCAAGGGUGAAAAGGAACAGCCUGUGUUUGCACUGACCGGCCUCCGAUGGGGAUCUUUCCGAGAUGCUGGUGUCACAGUUAGCAGGUACUGGUAUCUCGGGCCUCUAAAAACCAAGGCAGCCCACUUUUUCAGCACUCUUAAGGAGUGGCCUCAGACUCAUCAAGCCUCUAUCUCGUACACGGGACCUGCAGAGAGACCUCCCAGUGGGGCAGAAGAGACCCCUCCACGGCCCUCUUUGUACAGGAGGAUAUUACGAAGGCUCGCGUCCUACUGGGCACAGCCACAGGAUGCCCUUUCCCCAGAGGUGAGCUCAGAGGUCUGGAAAGAAGUGCAGCUGUCCACCCUUGAACUGUCCAUCACCACCCGGAACAGUCAGCUUGACCUGACAAGCAAAGAAGACUUUAUGAACAUCUGCAUGGAACCCAACACCAUCAGCAAAGGAGACUUCAUAAUGCUAGGAAGCAAGAAGGUGAGGGACCCCAGGCUGCGUGCUGAGGGCACCGAGUGUCUCCCGGCCAGUCGCUGUGCUCUGCUCCUUCCUGAGGGAACAGGGGGCUUCUUCAGCAUCGACAGUGAGGAGUACGAAGCGAUGCCCGUGGAGGUGAAGCUGCUCCCCAGGAAGCUGCGGUUCUUCUGUGACCCGCGGAGGAGGGCAGAGAUGCUGCAGAGCUGGGCUGAGUGAGCAGAUGGGCAACUGCCCUUUAGGCCACCCUGGGACCAAAGGGGAGCAGAGCCUCCGAAUCCCCGUCCCCGCCGCCUUGUCAGAGGAUCCCAAGGGCCCGUCUGCGGCAAGUACCCCCUGCCCUCCUCUCUCUGUGCGUUGCAGCUUCCCAGCCAGCGUCCCGGCCGCGCGGGCUUUGACUGGUGCCCCCUGGUCCCUCCUGCGUAGUGCCCCCCGUCAGGCGGGCGCCGAGACAUCCCCACCCUCCGUGGAUGGAAAAGGGCCGGACCUUGUUCUCUCCCCACCGCGGACGGCAGGCUCCGAGGCUGUGUCCUCUCCUGUCUGUGGCCGUCCCGGGAAGGGCCCGCCUUCCCGCCGCUGCCUUGUCCUGUUUCCAGGCUCCUCCAUGGGUGCUGCUGCUCCAUGAGCUCCGGUUCUCAUUUAGCGGGUUCCAGUUCUCUCCUCGGUCUAAGAAACAUAUGUGGGGUGUCCGUCUUCAGCCAUGGCUGAUACUGUAAAAUAUUAGGGUUUCCCCCCCCUAAAGUCGUGCUUCUGAAGUGUUGGUUUGCAUGAGAACCACCUGGGGCACUUGUCGAAGAUUUACUCAAUUGGGGACCACCCCAAACCUAGUCACUCAAUCUGAGGAUGGAGCCCCGGAAUCUGCCUUUUUAAAAAGGCUGCCACCCUCCCCGGGUGGUUCUGGUUCAGGAAGUCCUGAGGCCGAAAGGGACACACAGUCCUGCCAAGCAGUGGUCCACAGGUCUCCUGCUCCUCUGCUUCCUCAGAGUGUUUUGGAAAACCUUGUAGCCCCUCCCACGUUAACAUCCCCAAUUUCUCAUGGGAAGUUUGAGUUGCCAAAGUAUAUACUUUCUGGUGUCAUGUAAAUAUUGAUAUUUUAAAAUAAAACUGUUACAUCACUCUUUUAAACAUAUUCAGUAUAAUUGAAAUACAUAGCAAUUUGACAUUCAUCAUCCAUUUACAAAAAUAAAUUGUUUAGUAGUUGGAAAUAUCCAUUUUCCUCAUAUGCGUAUUUCCUACCGCUUUCAGCAAAGUAUGCUAUCAUGUUUUUAUGCUGGAAAAUUUUUUCACUCAACCUAUUUUCUUGCCAACAAAAGCUAUAAAUUGAAAUGACUUUUUUUAGUUCAAGUGUUAACUCAGUACAGAAUAAAUGUUAUCAAUUAUUGAAAUACAACUGAUUAUAAAUUUUUAAUAAUUAAGAAUUAACAUUAGAAUGCUCUUUAUCCUCAUGAGUUCAUUUAGCCAAAAGCACAUGUUACUUACAGCUGAGACAAGGCUCAACAUUAUAGAUGUUUAAAAUUCUGUUCUAA
This is a messenger RNA of Sus scrofa (pig), 3058 nucleotides long. NCBI's taxonomy places the organism in Eukaryota, Metazoa, Chordata, Mammalia, Artiodactyla, Suidae. The record is from RefSeq and is a predicted model, not a curated record.